Molecule: messenger RNA, 2155 nt
Organism: Acanthochromis polyacanthus (spiny chromis)
Lineage: Eukaryota; Metazoa; Chordata; Actinopteri; Pomacentridae
Gene: rcc1l
Product: RCC1 like
Exons: 12
Coding region: 162-1517 (451 amino acids)
Source: RefSeq, a predicted model, not a curated record
CUUUAUCACUUCCGGGUUAGUUUAGCCGAAGGUAAACAAACAUGUGGCGACAAUGACAUUGAAAUGUUUUAUUUGUAUUCAGCAGCUUCACAUUCAUUUCUUUAUAGAAGAAAUUAGUUCUUCAACACGUUUUAAGGCUUCAGUUUAACAGACAGCAAAAGAUGGCUUUUCCGUGUGUGCGACCGUGUCCUCGACACGUCAGCGCAGGCCUUCAAGUCUGCGGUUAUGCAACGCUCAGUAAAGCAUCCAGACCGCAGGAGAAGAGCAGUGCUGGUCCAGUUUUUCAGUAUGUGGGCCAGAACAAAAAGCCGACCCACAAAGUGUUUGUGUGGGGAUUUAGCUUCACUGGUGCUCUGGGCAUUCCCAGCUUCGUGGUGCCGGACAACGGCAGGAAAAAGCCCCGCAAGUACCAGCUCACUCCUUACCGCCUGGAGACGGCAGCGCAGAUCUCUUCAGCUGCUUGUGGUUACGGCUUCAGUCUCAUCGCGUCUUCGACCAAAGACACGUCCAAGCUGUGGGGAAUGGGACUGAACAAGGACUCUCAGCUGGGCUUCCAGCGAACCCAACACAGCCGCCAUCAGAGCUAUGACUACGUUCUGGAGCCGUCCCCGGUCGCUCUGCCCCUCGUCAAGCCCCUGCAGACCCGAGUGCUUCAGGUCGCUUGUGGUCGAGCUCACUCCCUCGUCCUCACCGACCGAGCGGGAGUUUUCAGUAUGGGAAACAAUUCAUAUGGCCAGUGUGGAAGACGGAUAGUUGAAGAUGAAGUCUACAGUGGCAGCCACAUCAUUCACAAGAUCGAGGGCUUCAGCAGCAGGGUCGUACAGGUGGCGUGCGGCCAGGACCACAGCCUCUUCCUCACCGAGACGGGGAAAGUGUUGGCCUGUGGAUGGGGCGCAGAUGGACAGACGGGUCUGGGUCACCACAACAUCAGCUCCAGUCCGGUGGAGGUGGGAGGAGAUCUGUCAGGGGUGGAGGUGCAGCAGAUCAGCACCUAUGGAGACUGUAGCCUGGCUGUCUCCAGAGACGGACAGCUGUUCGGGUGGGGAAACUCCGAGUACCGGCAGCUGGCUUCAGUCACGGAGGCCACGCAGAUCAGCUCUCCUCGUCAUCUUCCUCUGAAAGGCUGUGGAAAGGUGGUUCAGGCUGCAUGUGGAGGCUCACAGGUGGCUGUUCUCAACGAUAAAGGAGAGGUGUUUGUUUGGGGUUAUGGCAUUCUGGGAAAAGGUCCAAAUCUAUCAGAAUCUUCCACCCCAGAGAUGAUUCCUUCUACGCUAUUCGGACGUUCGGAGUUCAACCCAUCAGUGGCUGUCACCAGAAUCAGGUGUGGCCUCAGUCACUUUGCUGCAGUCACAGAUCGAGGCGAGCUCUUUGUUUGGGGGAAGAACGUGAGAGGUUGUUUGGGCAUCGGGAAGAGAGACGACCAGUACUUCCCCUGGCGAGUGACUGUACCGGGUCAGGUGGUGGAUGUAGCCUGCGGUGUCGACCACAUGGUGGCGCUGGCUAAGUCUCUGCUGUGAAGCUCCCAUCCUCCUCCCCCACGGCAGCGGAUGAAAGGCUGGAUGUUUGGCCGAGCCCUCAGCUGACCUCUGGGCCCCUCAGGGAGCCGAUCGGGGGCCGAUACGGACUCUCAAAGCCAGCUGCUCUCCACAGGCGGCGGCCCUUGAGUCCCGCGGUCGAAAACCGUGACGUCAAGCCGCGAUCAGAGCAGUCGAUGCUGCAGUAACCAGUCACUGACAGAACUGCCUUUACCCUGCAUGAAGGUUAUAGAGCAAAGACGUCUGAGGAUAGUUUUACAUCUGGAGCUGAUUGAUGCGUAGGUUUCUUCACCUUUUUGUCCGUCAGUUGACUGCGUAAAGCCAUUAUUUAAACCCAGUAGUGGAAAAACCUAAAUUCUUGGAACAAACAAGACAUUUGAUGGUGUCAAGUUGGACUCAGACAGACUGAAAAGGGCCUUUUUGUCUACAUUUUAUAGACUGAACUGUUCAUUUGCUCACUAAUUUAUAAUAAAAACAGUCAUUAUUUGCAGCUUUAAGUUUUUUUCAUCGUUUUUAAAAAUUUCUGUUACAUACAUUAAACGCACCAAUUUAACUGUUGAAAUGUCUUCUAGUACCAUGUAACUAACAGAAGUUAUAAUAAAACUAUAACAUUCAACCAA